This is a messenger RNA of Danaus chrysippus (African queen), 597 nucleotides long. The record is from the annotation of a GenBank genome assembly. Lineage: Eukaryota; Metazoa; Arthropoda; Insecta; Lepidoptera; Nymphalidae.
AUGUGGGAAGUGGGUUGUGUGAGGCAGGAUUUUCGAUGCCCUGAUGUUCAACCUAGAGAAUUAGAUUUAGUCGAGCUCGACGGCGAAUGGUACCUCGCAGCCGUCGCUACUGACAUGAAUAUAACGGGGGAAUGUGCCUUCAUGGUGUUCAAUCACAAGAACACUAAUACCACAGACGUUUCUAUAAGCUGGGUCACGAACAACACAGCCAGUUAUUAUAAUGGUUCAGUAGCGCUCACCGUUGGAAGAAACGGCGGAGAUCUACUCUUAGUUACAUAUAUUGAUAAGAAAACUGAAACCUAUUCUGUAUUGGCCGUCGACUACGAGCACUAUGCCGUGAUAUUUGCUUGUUAUGACGACCCCAGUGGGAAUGGAAGUACUUAUGAAUUAUGGAAGUUGACUCGUGCACCACAUCUAAAACGAACUGAUGCUGUACAGCUUGAUAGGGCCGUCGCAAACUACAGCCUUCAAAACACCUCGUUUAUGUUUUUCAAUAAUUCUGAACGUUCUUGUAAAAUAAAUGGAGGUUACCUGAACCAGGCGUCCCUGGUACUGACAUCGGCGACAGCUUUAGCGUUGUUUAGAAGAUUAUAUUAG